Pocillopora meandrina is the source of this 1447-nucleotide messenger RNA. Lineage: Eukaryota; Metazoa; Cnidaria; Anthozoa; Scleractinia; Pocilloporidae. The record is from the annotation of a GenBank genome assembly.
AUGCUGGAGCCAAUUAUUUUGCCUGACUGCGGGCACACGUUCUGCAAAACGUGUAUUAGCAGGGUGCAACAAAACCCAACUACCAGCCAUUGCCCCCUUUGUAAAAAGCCCAUAUGGAGUUCCACACAGCUGAAGACAAACUUCACCCUCAAAAAGGUGGUGGAAAAGAUUGAGGUAAAAUGCACAGCGUGCAUCGAGAGGGGGAGCAUCGAAGUGGUAGCACGACACACCUGCCCCGAUGCCCUCAUAUCCUGUUCGAAUAGGGGCUGCCAAUGCAGUAUCAAAAGAAAGGACGAGCCGACUCAUGAGAAGGAAUGUCUCUACGCAGUCAUCUCAUGUGAACAAUGCCACCAGAAUACAACCGUGGCCAACAAGGAGCUUCAUCUUGAGAAGACUUUCCCAAGAGGAGAAAUCCGUUGCCCUCUAAAAUGCAGGAAGCGUCCGAGAAGGUGUGGUCACAAAGCGUUGUACAUAAUCAUCUCACACUUAAAAUGAAAUUCUCUUUGCGUGCGUAAAAAAAAAGCAUCUGGUACACCGUUCAAUUUGCUCCUCCGUUCAAGAUUAAAACUGAUGGUGCACCGUGGCCAUUUUACGCAUGUCUCUUCACAGCCUCUCUAUCCUCUGGUUAUGGACCGAACUACCUUGAAAAAUGCUCCCGCGACCUUCUCCUCGUUUUUCUACCAUCUAAAAGCAUUUUUAAGUUCAGCCCAGUUAGACCAUACUAACAUGUACGACUUUGAAAAUUGUCACAGAGUUUAAGGUUUUCUUUAUCUCUCCCACAUGUACUCAAAGCUUACUGUUGAUAAUUUUUAAGAAAUAAUGUAUAGAUUUAGCCAAGCCUAAAAGCGGAGCUCGCAUUUUUUUUCCUGCACGUCUCAAGGGCACAACGCUUUGCCCCGGCCAGGACUAGAACCCGGGUCAUCCGACUCGGAGCCCAAUACACUGACCACUGGACUACUGAACAAAGUCGUGGCGUUGGCGUGCCCGCGGUACAGUUGACCACGCAUGUUAAAAGUAGCACCUUGUACGGUCGUACGGUCGUACGGUCGUACGGUCGUACAUCCAAACUUUUUCGGCUUGAUGGGUUACUGCUAUUUUGUAUGAUUAUGGGGCUACGCUCUGCGAGCUCCGCUAUCAUCUUUAAAUAUAUAAAUCUCGUGAACUUUGGAAAGCUUCCGUUCAAUUUGCUCCUCCGUUCAAGAUUAAAACUGAUCCAAAAUUAGCCCCAGAAGUUUACUUUGGGACUCAAAUUGUUGAGUUGAGCUGAACAGUUGCGACUUCUUUUCCCCAUUAGUAGAUACCUUCAUGUAGCUUUUACUUUUUGUUUACUGUUAGGAUGGAGUUGCAAACCCAUCUGCUUGUCUGUGAGGAGAGGCUGCGACAAUGUAAAGUCAAUGGAUGUCAUUUUGCUGGGAAUUUUAAGGAGAUGGAGCAACAUAACAAGGAG